Colletotrichum phormii is the source of this 1172-nucleotide messenger RNA. Its product is annotated as flavin reductase like domain-containing protein. Lineage: Eukaryota; Fungi; Ascomycota; Sordariomycetes; Glomerellales; Glomerellaceae. Bases 192 to 1022 code for a protein of 276 amino acids. The transcript is spliced from 2 exons. Gene Ontology annotation, molecular function: riboflavin reductase (NADPH) activity; FMN binding. The record is from RefSeq and is a predicted model, not a curated record.
CCAUAACUAGGUUCCUACGGUUCUUCGUUAACACGACGAAAAGCAAUUGCUUUACUUUUGACGAAUCCCACGAACAGUACCUCCGCACAAAUCACCUACCGUGGAUACCUACCUGCUAUAACUCACCAAAUACCGAGGGAAUUGCGCGCCAACUACAAACGGCGACUUGGGGCUAAGCUCCGGCGCAUACAAUGACUGGAGCUUGUGUGUUGGGGACCGCGCUGCGCCGCGUCGGCCGGGCAAGGACCGGAGGAGACGGCGUCCAGCGGACCCUGAUUGGAAGCUCUCAACACAACUGCCGAGCACAUCUACAACGGCCCUCCGUCGGCCUAAACCCACCGACCUCCGAGCACUGCCGAACAAUACACACGACGCCACCGUAUCUCUCCUCUCCGCCCUCCUCGAAGCCAAAGACGACGACAACAUGGCGCGCAGAACCUCACCAACCCCCAACAAUAACCCACCACCCCUCCGCCGACCUCCCGGCACAACUCUGCGGCGUGAUGCGAAGACUAGCACACUCAGUCGUCGUCGCCACAGCCACAGACCGCGCGGGACGGCCUAGAGGCAUGACAAUGUCGAGUUUCGUCAGUCUGAGCAUGAAGCCCGUGCCGCUGGUGACGUUCAACGUCCGCACGCCGAGCCGGACGCUGGAUGCGAUUCACGAGGGCGGUGGGGGGUUUAACGUGCAUGUUUUGGCUGAAGGCAAAGAGGGGGCGAGGGUCGCGGAUUGGUUUACGAGGGGGAAUGCUGCUGGUGGGGAAGGGUUGUUUGAGGGGUUGCCGAGGGGGGUGGAGAUUGUUGAGGAGGAUGGGGAGGCGCCUUUGCUUGAGGGGGAGGGGGUGUUGUAUGUGAUCAAGUGUCGGGCUCUUGGGGAGGGGAUGGUGAGGGUGAGGGAUCAUGUUGUUGUUGUGGGGGAGGUUGAGGGGGUUGUUAGGGGAGCAGGGGAGGGGUUUGGGCUUGUUUAUGCUGAUCGACGGUAUCGGAUGCUGGGGGAGUGUUUGGUGAAGGAUGAGGAAUAGAGAAAGAGGAUUGAGGUGUGAUGGUGAGUGUGAGUCUGAGGAUGUUAGGUGUCGUGUAUCAUACCCCAUGUAUAGAGAUUGUGGAUAGAGUGUAUACUAUGUGAGGGAAACUCCGCCCAUUGAAUCGAAAAAGAAGACAUUCAAUAUGGG